Messenger RNA from Cokeromyces recurvatus, 1421 nucleotides. RefSeq names its product major facilitator superfamily domain-containing protein. The record is from RefSeq and is a predicted model, not a curated record. Lineage: Eukaryota; Fungi; Mucoromycota; Mucoromycetes; Mucorales; Mucoraceae. Gene Ontology annotation, molecular function: transmembrane transporter activity. Gene Ontology annotation, biological process: transmembrane transport. The transcript has 4 exons. Bases 136 to 1374 code for a protein of 412 amino acids.
CUGGAUUUUGUUCAACUAUUUAUGUAAGUUAUAUACACACACAUAUAUAUAAGCCUUAUUUCUAGUUUAUAUAACACCAUAUAAUAGUUACCAGCAUUAGAACAAGUCAUAGUAGAGUUAGAUAGUCCUUCUAUUAUGGUUACUCUUAGUAAUUCACUUUAUAUGCUAUUUAUGGGUAUUGCUCCCAUUUUCUACAGCAGCAUUACUGAUCAUUGGAAAAUUCGUAGACCAGUUUAUUUUGGUUCCAUUAUUAUAUAUACUGUUGGAUCAUUAGCUGCUUGUUUUGCUAAUGACAUUGGUGUUUUACUUGGAAUGAGAAUUUUGCAAGCAAUUGGUAUAUCAUCAGCUUGGGCUAUUGGUGCUGGUUCAGUAGCAGACAUGUAUGAAGUAUAUGAAAGGGGUAAUGCCUUAGGUAUCUAUUUUACCGGUCAAUUUGCAGGUCCUUUAUUUGGACCUAUCAUUGGUGGUUAUUUAGUUGAAAGAUGGGGUUGGCGAUCUGUAUUUUGGCUUUUGUUUGUCUUAGGCUGUAUUCUUUUGCUUCUUGUCUUUUUUGUUAUGGAAGAAACCUAUCGUGAAGAAAGUGUCUGGGGAAAAGAGUGUAAAACUGUCGAUAACUAUAUAGAUAAUGAAAAGACACAAAGAAUGUCAGUAGCAGCAGAUCAAGAAUUAGCUUCAUCAGAACAGAAUACGAUUGUGGAGUCUAAAAUGAUGAAUCCAUUAUCGUCACUUGCUUUACUUAGACACCCAUUUGUACUUGUGUUUUCAAUGGCAACAGGUUUCGCAUUUGGUGGUAUGUUUGCCAUUGAAAAUAUGCUUCCUCUUCUUUAUACAAAAACCUAUGGAUUAAGUAGUGGACUUGUUGGGUUGACUUUUAUUUCCCCAGGAUUAGGUGAAGUUUUUGGUUCCUUGCUUUCAGGUAAAUUAUCCGACUAUUUCUUGAAUAGAGCAAAAGCAAAAAGAAAUGGCAUUGUUAUUCCUGAAGAUCGACUUGCUCCUAAUGUUUGGCCAGCUGCCUUUAUCUUAAACCCACUUUCUUUCUUUUUAUGGGGUUGGCCUGUUCAGUUUGGCUGGAGUAUAUGGGUAUCGAUUAUUAUGUUUGGUCUUCAAUGUUUUGCUAUGGUACAAAUCUUCAACCCUGCUAUGUCUUAUCUUGUUGAUGCUGUUUCAGAUCGUGGUGCUAGUGUAACUGCAGCUGCUAAUCUCGUAAGAAUGAUAUGGUCUUGUGUACUCAGUUUAAUUGCAAAUCCAAUGACUAAUGCAGUAGGGCCUGGCUGGGUCACUUUCUUCUUUGGUAUGCUUAAUUUUACUUGGGCUUUUUUGCUUUUAUUAAUGAAGAUUAAGGGACCAAAGAUUCGUGCUUACUCUGGCUAUUAGAACUGAUAUUAUUAUUAUUAUUAUUAUUAUUAUUAUUAUUAUUAUUA